Stereum hirsutum FP-91666 SS1 is the source of this 1523-nucleotide messenger RNA. RefSeq lists its product as uncharacterized. The record is from RefSeq and is a predicted model, not a curated record. The transcript is spliced from 9 exons. Lineage: Eukaryota; Fungi; Basidiomycota; Agaricomycetes; Russulales; Stereaceae. Gene Ontology annotation, biological process: endoplasmic reticulum organization; Golgi organization; endoplasmic reticulum to Golgi vesicle-mediated transport. Gene Ontology annotation, molecular function: D-mannose binding. Bases 122 to 1225 code for a protein of 367 amino acids. Gene Ontology annotation, cellular component: endoplasmic reticulum-Golgi intermediate compartment; Golgi membrane; endoplasmic reticulum membrane.
CCCGCUCCGUCUUUGCUCAUUCCUCUAGGCCUCACCAUUCUUCAGGCCUCUACUAUUUCUUCUCCGUUAAGCCACAAAAACUCCGGUCCAUCAGUCGAAAGAAGAGGGACGAGAGCGCACUAUGCUCGCGUGCCGGGCGCUUUACUUUUUGCUGGCGUUGGUUACGGUGGGCGUGUUGGCGAUUGACGAGAAUACGCGAAUAGCGAAUCGGACGAUUGAGAGGACGGUCCAACUCCGCACACAUUCGCUAUACGCACCAUACAUUGACCAAGACCUUCAAAACCGAUGGUGGGACUUCGGUGCAGAUGCUUAUGUCAACACGAACAAGCACGUCCGCCUCACCCGGAAUAAGCAGUCAUUAAUGGGCUGGUUAUGGUCCCGUCUGCCUAUCACCGCUUCGAACUACAUCAUCGAGAUCGAGUUCAAGAUUUCAGGAGAGUCAACACAUCUGUUCGGUGACGGAAUGGCGAUAUGGUUGACGAAGGACAGGGCACAGCCGGGGCCUAUAUUCGGUAGCAUCGACAAGUUCAACGGCCUAGCCAUCUUCCUCGACACGUACGCGAACGGACGACACAAUUAUGAUUUCCCGAGGAUCGUGGCGAUGAUGGGGGAUGGGCAGACGAGUUAUGAUCAGGCGCAUGAUGGGGAUGAGACAAAUAUCGCUGCGUGCUCGGCAAAGUAUCGUCGGACGAACGUCGCCACGAAGCUUAAAAUCACGUAUGCUAAGGAUUCGGUUCUGGAUGUGAAGAUUCAGUAUCAAGGAUGGGAUCAAUGGGACGACUGUUUCACCGUCAAAGGCGUUUCAAUACCCGCGAACCCAUACCUCGGUUUCUCAGCAAUGACGGGCGACGUCAGUGAUGCGCACGACAUAAUCUCCGUCUCAUCCUACUCCGCCGUGCUCUCCCAGCCCGACGCUCAGCGCGACAAACACCGCUCCGACCCGUCCUCCCUCUCAUCCUCCUUCUCAUCCUUCUUCUCCACCCUAUUCAAACUCGCGCUCUUCGUCGGCGUCUGUGCCGGGGCUUGGUAUGGCUGGAUGACUUAUGGGCGGAAGAGGUUUGGAGGCGGUGGGGGUGGUGGAUUUGGUGGAGUGGGUGGUGGUGGGAUGGGUGGGUUGAGCGGUGGGAGGGGAGGGUUUGGGGGGUUGGGUGAGAUGGGGAGGGGGCUGGGGAAUGGGCUGGGGAGUGCGGCGGGUGGGCUUUGGCAGGAUCCGAAGAGGUUUUAGGGGCAGCUAGUGAGUGAUUCUUUGGUAUGGAGGGCGGGUGAAUGUACCUUGAGAGGGCGGAUAUGCAGGAGGCUGUGACGUGGGUGUAACAUAAUGUCCUUGUCGCUGUCGAUUAGUGCUGGUACCGUGACUGAGGGGUCCAGCCUUACACAACACCGUAGAUAAGUUACUCUGAGUGCGGUGACGUUGACGAAGUACAUACAUAGUGCUCCUUGUGACGACGAUGAAACUUACGGACGGAUUUUCGGAUGUGAGCACCGAGUCUCGUUUGGUGGAUAAUUAUUUGAUUUGAUUUCUU